UUUUAUCUACAUACACUUUUGUAAAUGUGCGAGUGGUGUCAGUGUGUUGUGUGGUUCUUUAAGUAGACAAAAAUCAGUUUUCUAAAAGUUUUAAAUAACAAACUAUACCAGUCUUGAGUUUUGUAUAAUUUAGUUUUAAAGAGGUAGCAAACUGCUGCAAAUGUCAGGCGUGGAUCAGAUGAAAAUAUCAGGAAAUACAGCAAAAUCGGUUGAGGAGCGUAAUAUACCAUGGAGCCAACAAGUCGAUGAAGCAUCGUAUGAAAAUUUAUCUUCUCCAAGCCAUGAUGAUUGCUCUGUUCAUGAAAACUCGAUGCAAUUCCAAUAUCCGCCGUUUAAUCUUAAAGAGAACUAUAAUCUACCAUGGAGUAACAUGAACAAGGGUCGACAAAUUUCUGCAGACCAUGAUUCAUACAAAAGACAUGGACAUAGUAUUAUUACUAAUACACGACGAGACGAACACCAAAUAACUUCUUGGAAUUCAAAGAAGCUGGUUGAAACAAGUUCUGCACUUCAGCCAAAUCGUAAUGAAAGUGAAUACCGGUCAACACAAAUUGAUAACCGCACAUGCGAUGGAGCAGAAUUUCAUGGAGCUGUGGCAGCACCAAAAAAGACAACCUGGGCUUCUAUUGCAUCCCAGCCGGCUAAACUGUCAUCCAGAGCUGCAUCGACUACUUCCAAUCAUAAGAAAAAGGGUCCUGGUAUGCCACCUCCACCAAUGGUACCAGGAAAACAUAAUUUAGAUGUUAAUAUAUGGGACUUACCAAAUAAUAAGCCACCGCCUGUACCAGCACCAUCACCGAUUGAUUUGGUUUAUUCUGAUUUUAACGCUGACUUUUUAAAAUCAGCCAUCACAGAGCCUCCUCUAGGGGCACGAUCUGAAAAGGCUCAUAAAGACACGGAAAAUUUGCAUAAUUACGAGAACAAAAGUUUGGGUAAUAUAAGUAAUUCCAGCAGAAUAAAAGUAUCCCCAAACUUUCCCAAACAUUUGGGAACACAUCCCGUUCAUCAGCCAGUAGGUCCUCAAUCAGGUCACUUGGGAACCAUCGGAGCAUCUAUUCGACGAACCGAAUGUGUUAAUCCUACAAUUCGGACUACUGACCGUACAGGCAGAAUUGAAAUUAUAUCAAAGUGUAAAAAUCUGGAUCAAAACAGUUCUCGACCAAUAGAACUGCCUGCAACUGAAGACAUACCUGUUGAUCCACAAUUACUCUUGGAAGAAUUAAAAGACAAAAACAAUUACAAUCCAAAACUAAUGGACUUGAACAAAGCCACAACAGCACGUUUUUUUGUCAUCAAAUCGUAUUCUGAAGAUGAUAUCCACCGUAGUAUAAAGUACGAAAUUUGGUGCUCUACUGAUCAUGGAAACAAGCGAUUGGAUGAUGCUUUCAAAGAAAGACAUAAAGAAGGUGGAAAUAUUUUGCUCUUCUUUUCUGUGAAUGGGUCUGGUCACUUUUGUGGGAUGGCACAGAUGAUGACUCCAGUAGACUACAAUUCUACAUCUAGCGUUUGGUCUCAAGACAAAUGGAAGGGAAAAUUUAAGGUAAAAUGGAUAUAUGUAAAAGAUGUACCUAAUGGGAAACUCCGUCACAUCCGUCUGGAAAAUAAUGACAAUAAGUCAGUGACGAACUCAAGAGAUACCCAGGAAGUGCCAAACGAAAAGGGCAUUGAGGUGUUACAAAUACUGCACUGCUACAACCAUUCUACGUCCAUUUUCGAUGAUUUUUUUCAUUACGAAAAGAAACAAGAAGAAGAAGUCUCUUCAAAACGUCCGCCAAUUCAUGUUCCCGAUGGCAAUAAUCAUGUAAAAUCAACAUUAAGUCGCAGUUUUAACCGAAACUGUGAUGAUAAAGAAAAGGAACGCGAUAACCGCGGCAGUAUCAUGUCACAAAAACAUUUCAUCGCUGGAGGAGCUGGUUUCCGUAAUGCAGUUAAUAGAGGUGCCACAGGAAGCGGGGGCUUUCACAUCAACCACACUGAAUAUCGUCGUGGCUUUGACUUACAGAAAACUUUUAGUGGUGGUUAUCACUUAAAAGAUAGAGAAAGCGUUGAAUUUGAAAGAGAAAACGAGUUUGGAAUUCAAAAUUAUUCGAAAAACAGGAAAAAUGAACAUCAACAAAACAGUGCCAUUAAAGGCAAGUUAAAAAAUCGUGAUCGAGACUUCAGUACUGAACCAAUGAAAAUCGACGUUCGCUUUCGUACUGGUCUAUGCACAUCUAAGGAUAUGACAAGAAAUACAGAUAAAGAUCCGAAGCAAUGAAUAUUACUUAAACAUAAGUUUGCCAAGAUUCAUUAGGUUUAUUUUUCCACUUAAAUUGAAUGGACGUUAAUGCUUUGAGACGUUAAUGUAAAAGUUUUAGAUUUUUUUAACCAUUGUGUGUAUAAGAAGAAAACCCAUUUAAUGAUUAAUAAUGAAAAUAAAACCAAACAAGUGGGAAUUAGGAUAAAUGAUUAAAAUAUGAUAACAUUUUUACGUAAUUAUUUAUUAAAAUAUUUAUAUAAAUCUAUUGACGCUCACAUUGAACAGAACAUACUAAAACUAUGACCGAUUUAGCCGAUUUGUACAAGAUUUCAAAACAUCAAGGAACUUUCUACUGUCAUUCCUUGUAGUUGCACUGUAACAAUUUAUACGUGUUAUCUGAAUCUAAAUAAUGUUUACACGACUUAUGUAUGUAUAAUAUAAUUAAAGCAUCCAAUUAAUCAUUUUAUGUA
Drosophila obscura is the source of this 2709-nucleotide messenger RNA. RefSeq names its product YTH domain-containing family protein (gene Ythdf). The record is from RefSeq and is a predicted model, not a curated record. Gene Ontology annotation, molecular function: mRNA binding; N6-methyladenosine-containing RNA reader activity. Bases 161 to 2257 code for a protein of 698 amino acids. The transcript is spliced from 10 exons. Lineage: Eukaryota; Metazoa; Arthropoda; Insecta; Diptera; Drosophilidae. Gene Ontology annotation, cellular component: cytoplasm. Gene Ontology annotation, biological process: mRNA destabilization.